AUGCAGAGAAUCGAGAACGCUAUUGAAAAAGCGAUCAAACUACGAUCCCAUGGAAUUUUUAUUAGCGAAACGUUUGAAUUAGCGAGGCGGCAGGCAAAAAGAGCAUUAGAAAAUGGGAUUGCCCCAUUCCCGAUUGCUGUUAAGGAUUGCUUCUUAACUCAGGGUACACCGACGACAUGUGCCUCGCAGAUGCUGGAAACCUACACACCGCCCGUCAGCGCGACCAUAGUUGAUCGAAUUGUGCGAAACGGCGGCUGUAUUAUUGGAAAGACGAAUCUUGACGAGUUCUGCAUGGGUACUUCUUCAGCUCUCGGUCACUUUGGACCGGUGAAAAGUGGACUUGGCGAAUCGAGCAGCGAUGAUUGGACAAGCCCCGGAGGAAGUUCUGGAGGAAGCGCGGUUGCUGUUCAAACCGGAAUCGUCGACAUCGCUCUCGGUUCUGACACGGGUGGUUCGACGAGGAAUCCAGCGGCCUUCAACGGCAUAUUCGGUUUAAAGCCUACCUAUGGGGUCCUCUCUAGGCAAGGCCUCAUCCCACUGGUCAACUCCCUCGACGCCCCUUCGAUUCUAGCGAACAGCGCGGAAGGAUGCUGGAAAGCUCUGGAAAUGAUGAAAGGCCGAGAUUCUGGAGAUUCGACGUCGGUAGACCUACCAAAUAAGGGAAAUAGGAGAAAUUCAUUGGAGGGAUUGCGGAUAGGCGUCCCAAAGGAAUACCACAAUGAGCUACUUUCAAGUGAUUCAUGGCGUGUUUGGAACCAUUCGGUGAAUGUGCUCAAGCGGAAUGGAGCCCAAAUUGUGCAAAUCUCGCUGCCGCACACCAAAUAUUCAUUGGCGUGCUAUAGUGUAAUUGCUGCCGCCGAUGUCGCUUCAAAUAUGGCUCGGUACGACAGUGUCGCGUACGGUCAUCGAUCGUCGCGAGACCAAUCGACGUAUGAGAUGUAUGCGGCAUCAAGAAGCGAGUCAUUGAACACAACGGUUCGCCGAAGGAUUUUUGCCGGCAAUUAUUUUUUGAUGAAACAAAUCCGUCAGAAUUACUAUGAUCGAGCGCUGAAAGUGCGGCGGAUUAUCAACGAUGAGCUCAUCGGCGCGUUUGAAAAGGUCGAUGUGAUUGUGACGCCAUCGGCGUCUGGUACCGCUCCAAAAUUCUCGCAGCUCCAAAACUCGUUGUUCACAAUUGAGGACCAUGACGAUUAUUUUACGCAAUCUGCCAAUCUAGCGGGAAUUCCCGCCAUCUCGAUACCGGCCGGUAAUGGAAGUGUGACGAAACUGCCGAUCGGUGUCCAAUUGUUCGCCAAUCGCCUCGACGACCAAUUGAUUUGUGAUGUUGGCGCCAUAUUGCAUUCAAAAAUUGAAUAA
Caenorhabditis bovis is the source of this 1356-nucleotide messenger RNA. NCBI's taxonomy places the organism in Eukaryota, Metazoa, Nematoda, Chromadorea, Rhabditida, Rhabditidae. The record is from the annotation of a GenBank genome assembly.